This is a messenger RNA of Drepanopeziza brunnea f. sp. 'multigermtubi' MB_m1, 780 nucleotides long. RefSeq lists its product as uncharacterized. The record is from RefSeq and is a predicted model, not a curated record. Lineage: Eukaryota; Fungi; Ascomycota; Leotiomycetes; Helotiales; Drepanopezizaceae.
AUGCUCCGGGAAUACACAGCCCAUGCCCCGGGCCUCAACUAUCCCACUAAUCUGCUCAAGAUUAGCAAUGAAGAGUUCGACCCAAAGCAGUCGGAGGAAGUCAGAGGUCUCGCUACUGACGUACGCACGCUGGCAAACCUCGCUGAGUCCGAGGCACGACCCUGGGCUGCCGUCGAAGCGGCGUGGCCCGCCCGCGAGAAGGCUCGACAGGUGGCCAACGCCAAGAAUCCCCUUCCACCUCCGGGCUGGCUCGUCUCGAUCCUAAGGGUCAAGGAUUACGGAGAGUGGACAAUUCAGUUCAGCGAUAUGGAUGAAGUUGGACUGUCCACAACUAUCCGUUGCUUCCUAGGGAUCCCCAGGGAACUUAAAUACUACUUUCAGGUCAUGUGGAACCCGCAUAUGGCGUCUGAGUCCCAGAACGUUGGCCAAACGUCGCUUGUGCCAGUGGCCACCAUUGAUUUUUUGCCUGAAACUUGUCCUUGCUCACCACUAUUGGCUGUUGAGGGCGGUGGACAUAAUUUCCCAAGGACUUCCUACCAACAAAAACUGUCCCCAAUGCUGCAUUCUUCUGUGAAAUUGCCUGUGAAUUUGCAUGCCAUGGAUCGUUGUCUCUGUUCCUCUGACCAUUCGCGAGUUGAUGGGUACAUAAUGAGUAGAGCACAGUCAGGACAGAAAACCAUCGAUACGGAAUUUCCAGAUCUCACCACGAGACCCGGACUCAUAUCGUCCGUAGCUAUGGCUGUGAUUUUUACCAGUUCCACACACACAUAUGCUUGCUAG